AUGGCUGGAGAAGCACUUUGGAACCAGAUGAGGGUUGGACUAGAAGAGUUUCUGAUCACGACUUUAUUUGAUUCUGGUGUUGCUUAUUGCAGCAAUUUUUGCCGGAUUCCUAUUAUUGAUUACCAUAGGCAUUGUGCCAAUUGCUCGUACGAUCUGUGUCUUAGUUGCUGUAGAGAUCUUCAGGAAGCAUCUACGCCUUGUAUUAAUGGAGUUGUGGAUAAUAAGAUUGGUGGAAUUCAAGAAAUGGAAACCUUGUUGGAGCAACCGAAAAUACCAAGAGUCAAACAAAACUUUUCAGACAAGUUUCCUGAUUGGAAAGCGAAUGGUGAUGGCAGCAUUCCAUGUCCCCCAAAGGAUUAUGGUGGCUGUGGAUAUCCAUCAUUGAAUUUAAGCCGCAUUUUUAAGAUGAAUUGGGUUGCAAAACUGGUGAAAAAUGUGGAGGAAAUGGUGAGUGGAUGUAGGGUAUACAAUGAUGGCUUACUGGAGAAAACUGAGUUUAAUGAUCAUAGACACUGCCAAUAUGCUCAUAGGGAGGAUGACAGUGAUAAUUUCUUGUUCUGCCCCACAUCUGAAGAUAUUAAAUCAGGCGGAAUUGGUGAUUUUAGAAAGCAUUGGGCCAGAGGUGAACCCAUCAUUGUUAACCAGGUUUUUGAUAGUUCAUCGGUUUCGAGCUGGGAUCCAAUGGCAAUAUGGAGAGGGAUGCAAGAGACUACGGAGGAGAAAUUGAAAGAUGAGAGCAGAAUCGUUAAGGCCAUAGACUGUUUUGAUUGGUCUGAGGUUGAUAUUGAACUUGGUCAGUUCAUAAAAGGAUACUAUGAGGGACGAAUUGAUGGAAAUGGUCAGCCAGAAAUAUUGAAGUUGAAGGAUUGGCCUUCCCCUAGUGCGUCUGAGGAGUUCUUGUUGUACCAGAGACCUGAAUAUAUUAGUAAAUUGCCUUUACUUGAGUAUAUCCACUCCAAGUGGGGUCUUCUGAAUGUUGCAGCAAAACUGCCACAUUACUCUUUGCAAAAUGACGUAGGGCCUAAGAUAUUUAUUUCCUAUGGGACCUAUGAGGAACUUGGUAGAGGCAACUGUGUAACCAAUCUUCAUUUCAACAUACGCGACAUGGUCUAUCUAUUGGUGCAUACCUGUGAGGCAAAGCUAAAUGGUCAGCAGAGGAUAAAGACUGACAAUAUGCACAAUAACAAGGUAACGAAGGAGAAAGAUUUGCAAGGAAAUCCAAGUGUAGGUCUGGACGAGGGUAGGUUUGGCAGUCACAGUUUGGAUUAUGAAUAUGGCACAAGCUUGGAUGAAAAUAAAGAUGAGAGAAUGAUGGAUCAAGAGAUUGACAAUUCUUCUAGCAUUGAAGGGGAUGCUUUGAGCUGUGAACUGUCAAACAGAGAUGGUGGAGAUGUUUCUGUAAAGACUCAUCCAGGAGUUUUAUGGGAUGUUUUUCGCCGUCGGGAUGUUCCACAAUUGAUAGAGUAUCUGAGAAGACAUCAAACAGAAUUUUCGGAGCCCAACAGUGCAAAAAAUGAUUUUGUGACAAAGCCUCUUUAUGAUGAAAGAUAUUUCCUGAAUAGGCAUCAGAUACGAAAACUGAAGAAAGAAUUUGGAAUAGAGCCAUGGUCCUUUGAACAGCAUCCGGGGCAAGCUGUUUUUGUACCAGCUGGAUGCCCUUUCCAAGUUAGGAAUCUUCAGGUGAGGACAUAUGAAUUUUACAGAGAAAUUGAUGUUUUUCAAUCAAAACUCCCGCAAUUUCAAAUGAAAUAGGAAGAUUUAAAUUUUUAAAUGUACGUUACUGUUUAUCCUUGAUUGAAUGUGAGGAUUCCAUAGGAACUAGUUACA
Morus notabilis is the source of this 1827-nucleotide messenger RNA. RefSeq names its product lysine-specific demethylase JMJ25. Gene Ontology annotation, molecular function: transcription coregulator activity; histone H3K9 demethylase activity; chromatin DNA binding. Gene Ontology annotation, cellular component: histone deacetylase complex; chromatin. Gene Ontology annotation, biological process: regulation of transcription by RNA polymerase II. The record is from RefSeq and is a predicted model, not a curated record. The transcript has 6 exons. The coding region runs from base 1 to 1752 and encodes 583 amino acids. NCBI's taxonomy places the organism in Eukaryota, Viridiplantae, Streptophyta, Magnoliopsida, Rosales, Moraceae.